This is a messenger RNA of Cucumis sativus (cucumber), 1283 nucleotides long. RefSeq lists its product as uncharacterized. Gene Ontology annotation, molecular function: enzyme inhibitor activity. The transcript has a single exon. The coding region runs from base 194 to 1036 and encodes 280 amino acids. The record is from RefSeq and is a predicted model, not a curated record. NCBI's taxonomy places the organism in Eukaryota, Viridiplantae, Streptophyta, Magnoliopsida, Cucurbitales, Cucurbitaceae.
AAAAUAAAAUUAGGCUUAGCUAUUUGUAGGAGUUGGUUGGUUUGAGCUUCAAUGGCUGUUGUUGUUGUUCAUCUUCUACAAAGCCCAUCUCUUCCAUCACCAUUUCCCUCCAUAAUCCCAUUCAUCUCCCCUUUUCCCUUUAACCAUUCUCAUCUUCUCUUGUUCUCUGGAGGAAGAGAACAGCAGAAUAAAAAUGGAGCUCAUCAAUAAUAGUAUCCAUAAUGUCUUCCUCCUCCUCGCUUUCUCUUCUGUUUUCUCCUUUGCCGUUGCCGUUUGUGUCCCUCGCAACACCUCCGACAUUGGAUCCACUGCCAUUCCUCCACUUUUUGAACAAACCGUUUCCCCUCAAGUUGCCCCUCAAGUUGCCCCUCAGUCACCGCCUGCCGUUACCGUUUCGGAGGAACCAGAGGCAGCCUCACCAGAAACAUCGCCUUCUCAACCUUCCUCAGCUUCCGAAUCUGAAGAAGCAGCUUCCGAAUCUGAAGAAGCAGCUUCCGAAACUGAAGAAGACGACUUAGGACUACUUGGUGGAGGUUUGGACCAAUUGCAUUCGGCUGAUUUGAUAUCGUCGGUAACAUCGAGUGUGACGACGAGUCUGGUGGACAUUUGCGAUGUGACGAGCAAUCCUCAACUAUGUAAAACUUCGAUUUCAUCUCACAUCGAGGGAACGAAGGUGGAUCCAGCUUCAGCACUGAAAACAGAGAUUGAUGAAUCGAUUAAAGAGGUAGCGAAAGCAAUUGCAACAUUGAAUUCACUUCGUAAAGAUUCAGCAGCAUCAGAGACAGAAAUCGCUUGCUACGAUACUUGCCUGGAGAAUUUCGAAAUGGCUAUUGAUGAUCUAAAAGCUGGAGUGGAAUCGAUAAAUGCACGCGAUGCUGGUAGAAUGGAGAGUGUUCUAACGGCUGUAAUGACAGACCUGACGACUUGCGAUGAUACUUUUGCAGAGAUGGGAGUGGAUUCUCCAUUGGAUAGUCUUAGCACGAAGAUGAGCAAAUACGCCAGUAACUGCUUGGCCAUUUCGAAAUUGCUUCUGUAAAAACUGACUGAACCAGAGGCGAGUUGGAGAAGAUGACUAUUCCAUUGAUGGAUGAUUAUAUAUGUCAAUUCUUAUUCUUAUUAUUGUUCUUCGUCUUCUUCAACUCAUCAGAGUGUUCAUAUGGAGAAGACUGAUCGAAAAUACUCUCCGAUGAACAAAUUUUGUAAAGUGUUUUCGAUGGCAAAUUGGCAAUGACAGUAUUUUAUGACCAAAAAAAAUAAUAUCUUAAUUUAUUAUUCUUGUUUCA